Messenger RNA from Salvia hispanica, 2020 nucleotides. RefSeq names its product cationic amino acid transporter 7, chloroplastic-like. The record is from RefSeq and is a predicted model, not a curated record. Gene Ontology annotation, cellular component: plasma membrane. Gene Ontology annotation, biological process: amino acid transport; transmembrane transport. Lineage: Eukaryota; Viridiplantae; Streptophyta; Magnoliopsida; Lamiales; Lamiaceae. Gene Ontology annotation, molecular function: amino acid transmembrane transporter activity.
UCAACUUUCAACCAUAAAACUAGUUGCCGUUAGUUUUUAUCUUCUAUAUAUCUCUUCCUUGUCCCAUUUUCUCUUCUACUUAUAUACACACACAUUCUGAAUUUCUGAUACCUGCUAAAAACAUAGUGCAAUGGCAAGCCAUUCUCACUCCUUUUCCAGCUUCAAAUCCUACCUCCACGCCCUCUCCGACACCCCAAACCGCCUCCGCCGCCGCGCCUGCUCCGUCUCCACUUCACUGCAAGAAAUGAACAAGGUCCGCUCCCUCUCCGGCUCCGAGAUGAAGCGGUCGCUCGGCUGGCACGACCUCAUCUGCUUCGGAAUCGGCGGGAUGGUCGGCGCCGGCGUCUUCAUCACCACCGGCCGCGCCAGCCGCCUCUGCGCCGGCCCCGCCGUCGUCCUCUCCUACGCCAUUGCCGGUCUCUGCGCCCUCCUCUCCGCCUUCUGCUACACCGAGUUCGCCGUCGCCAUGCCCGUCGCCGGCGGCUCCUUCAGCUACAUCCGCGUCACCUUCGGCGAGCUCCCCGCCUUCUUCACCGGCUCCAAUCUCAUCGUCGACUACGUCCUCUCCAACGCCGCCGUCGCCCGCGGCCUCACUUCCUACCUCGGCACCGCACUAGGCCUUCCGGCGAACACGCAGCUGCGGUUCACCGUCCACAGCCUGCCGAAAGGAUACAAUGAGAUCGACUUGAUCGCGGUGGCAGUAGUGCUGCUCAUCACAAUCGUCAUCUGCUACAGCACGAAGCAGAGCUCGUGGGUGAACAUGUCGCUCACGGUGCUGCACAUUCUCUUCAUAGCGUUCGUGAUCGCGAUGGGGUUCUGGAGAGGGAAACUGGUCAAUUUCACGGAGCCGAGCGAUCCUAAAAACGCAGGCGGAUUCUUUCCCUUCGGAGCGGCGGGAGUGUUCAACGGCGCGGCGGUGGUGUACAUGAGCUACAUCGGGUACGACGCGGUGUCGACGAUGGCGGAGGAGGUGGAGAAUCCGGUGAGGAAUAUUCCGAUUGGGGUGACGGGGUCGGUGAUGAUUGUGACGGUAUUAUACUGCUUGAUGUCGGCAUCGAUGUCGGCGCUUCUGCCAUACGAUUUGAUCGAUGCGGAAGCGCCGUUUUCGGGGGCGUUUAAGGAGGGGUCUAAGUGGGUGUCGAAUGUGAUCGGUGUGGGGGCCAGUUUCGGGAUAGUGACGUCUCUCCUGGUGGCGAUGCUGGGCCAGGCUCGAUACAUGUGUGUCAUCGGCCGAUCUUGUGUGGUCCCCUCCUGGUUUGCGCAGGUCCACCGCUCCACCUCUACCCCUGUCAACGCCUCUUGCUUCCUCGGGAUGUUGACAGCAGCAAUCGCGUUGUUUACUGAUCUAGAUAUCCUGCUGGAUUUGGUGUCGAUCGGGACUCUGUUCGUGUUCUACAUGGUGGCGAAUGCAGUGAUAUACCGGCGCUAUGUGGCCAUAGGGACGACGAAUCCAUGGCCGACUCUGUCUUUCCUCUUCUGCUUCUCACUCACUUGCAUCCUCUUCACUCUCCUCUGGUACUUGACACCAUCCGGCAAGCCCAGGCUCGUGAUGCUCGGAGUUUCUGCUGCUCUCGCCAUUGCUCUCCUGCAGGUGUUCCUCUUCAUGGUUCCUCAGGUCCGGAAGCCCGAGAAUUGGGGAGUCCCCUUCAUGCCCUGGAUUCCCUCCAUAUCCAUCUUUCUCAACAUAUUCUUGUUGGGUGCCCUCAACAAGGCAUCCUAUAUCCGGUUCGGAUACUUCUCCGCUCUCACGGUGCUCGUGUACGUGGUGUACAGCGUGCAUUCGAGCUUCGACGCUGAGGAGGAUGGCAUUCUCGGUGAAACGGCUGCAGGAGAGAGCAUCAAGGGUAGAGAAGUUCAUAUUCCUUAGCUCUCUUUAUUUGUUUAAGGAAAUGAGUAGCAAAAGAUUAGAUGAAUAUUGAAUACUGUCUACUCAACAACUGUAUAUCAUCCAUCUAAUUUUGUGCAACUUUUCACUCUGAAAUUACUACUACUACUUAAUAUAUAAUGUUUAUAGUCAUAA